AUGAAAUAUAUUACAAUCUUAUUUAUUAUUUUUAUUUUACUCAUUUUUACUUUAAUUGUUCAAUCUGAACAAUGCCUAGAUACAUAUGACAAUAUUGUUUGUGUUGAAGUUGGUCAAUCAUGUGGUAUAAAUUCAACAACGGGAAUUGAAAGUACAUGCACAAGAGGUCAAUUUUGUAAUAGUGAUGGUAAAUGUCAAGUAUUGAUUGGAAAAGGUGGAGAUUGUCAAAAUAGUACUCAAUGUAAUGGUGGCUAUGUUUGCUCAAAUUCUGUUUGUGGACAAUUACAAUAUGCUCAACUUGGUCAGUCAUGUGAGACUAGUCAAGAUUGUUUGAGUCCACUUGCUUGUACAAAUAAGGUUUGCGUAUCAAAUAAUACUGGCACAACAGUCUGUUCUAGUGACAUUGAAUGUUCAUUCACACAAUAUUGUAAUGUAUCCAGUUGCACCGAUAGAACAUCGGUUGGUAGUGUCUGUACAACCGAUCAACAAUGUCCAAUGUAUCAUUAUUGUAUUUCGACCGACAUAAACAACAAUACUGCAAUUUGUCAAAAAGCAUAUACUGGCCAACUCAACACACCAUGCAAUAUCGAUAAUAACUGUGAUUAUUCCAAAGGUUUAAUUUGUCAACCUGGUUCUCAAAUUAAUACUUGUCAAUAUCAACCAGGUUAUAAACAAUCAACUAUCUAUGAUGGAAAUUGUAAUGGAACAAGUGAGACAGUUUGCAAUGCAGGAUGUUUUUGUUCAUCCGAGGGAAAUGGAGAAUGUAUUAUUAGUGAACCAACAACAGUUGAUCAAGUAGAGCAAUGUGGAGAUGCACAAAAAUCAUUGUACGAUUGUUAUAUCGAACAUCAGUGCUACCAAAACACCAAAAACUAUCAACCAUCCAGUUGCCAAGUUGAGAAAUGUUCAUCACAACUAUGCAAUAGUUUGACCAAAUGUACUCCAUAUCUCUCACAAAUCGAACAAGUCAAAUCAGCUUGGUUGGUUGGACUCAACAAUCAAUACAACAACAGUAGUACUUACUACUAUAAACAACGUGUUGAUUUACUCUAUUUUAGUCAAAGAGACAUUGGUAUUAAUGAUAAUAGUAAUAAUAGUAUAGUAGACCAAUGA
Messenger RNA from Cavenderia fasciculata, 1113 nucleotides. RefSeq names its product paramecium surface antigen repeat-containing protein. Lineage: Eukaryota; Evosea; Eumycetozoa; Acytosteliales; Cavenderiaceae. Gene Ontology annotation, biological process: multicellular organism development; negative regulation of Wnt signaling pathway. Bases 1 to 1113 code for a protein of 370 amino acids. The transcript has 5 exons. The record is from RefSeq and is a predicted model, not a curated record. Gene Ontology annotation, cellular component: extracellular region.